Molecule: messenger RNA, 3456 nt
Organism: Hippopotamus amphibius kiboko
Lineage: Eukaryota; Metazoa; Chordata; Mammalia; Artiodactyla; Hippopotamidae
Gene: FBXO46
Product: F-box protein 46
Exons: 2
Coding region: 407-2224 (605 amino acids)
Molecular function (GO): protein binding
Source: RefSeq, a predicted model, not a curated record
GAAGAGGCAGUGGCUAAAGAAGGGGCUGGGGGAGGGGAGAUCGCUUGGGGGAGGGGAUUGGGAGAAAUGGGAGCCGGAGGGAAUAGUGGAAGAAUGGGGGCUGGGGAUGGGUCUUGAAGGUGGGGAGAGAGUCGAGCUUUGGGAUCGACUGUAAGGGAGCUCAGAGCUGGGAAAAGGCGUCCGGAGUUGCAGAAGGGACUGGGCGUCCAGGCAGAGGCCCUGAAGGGGGCAAUUUCGAGGGGGUUAGCUUGGUGGAAAGGCAUUGGAGUCAGUGUUAGAUGAAUGAGGGAGCCUGGAGGCUCCGAGGGAAAGGCCAGCUGUGAAUGCGGUGGCCUUUGGAGCCCCCUGCCGCUAUCCAGGUCCUGAGAUGUGGUGAACCCCUGCCUGUCUGCCACCGUUCCCCAGAAUGGACCGAGGUGGCCUCCUGCCCUUCCAGCUGUGGUGCCCCCGGCCCUUUGGCACCUAUUCCCAGAACCAGCCUCGCCCGCCUUCUGCAGCCCUCAAGCCCUCGGCCUGCCCUGAGCCAGGCAGUGGGGCGGAGCCAGACCAUGGCCCUGCCCACUCAGAGAACACACCCCCGGCCUUGGCCGCGGAGGCUCCUGCCUCCCAGCCUGCCCCACUCCUUGCAGCAGCAGCUGCUGGCGAUGAGGGUCGAGUCCUACUGGACACAUGGUAUGUUAUCAAGCCCGGGAAUACAAAGGAGAAGGUGGCUUUCUUUGUGGCCCACCAGUGUGGUGGGGGCAGCCGGGCCAGCUCCAUGAAGGUCAAGGGGCACUGGGGCAGUGACAGCUCCAAGGCCAAGCGGAGGAGGCGCUGUCUUGAGCCUACGAAGGCUCCGCCGGACCCAGGGGGACAGGAUGGGCCCCCUGCUGCUGAGGGGGCCCCAGCCUCAGCCAGUGAGGAUGUGGACCUGCUCUCUGUGGCCGAGAUGGUGGCCCUGGUGGAACAGCGGGCUGCCCUGGCCCUGCAGAGCUACCCGCGCCCCAGCACCCCAGCUCCUGUGGUCUUUGUGUCAGCUGAGCAGGGUGGGCCUGCCAAGGGGCUGGGAUCCGAACGGCGGUCUGGUGGUGGGGACUGCAGUCGUGUUGCCGAGGCGGUGGCCCACUUCGAGGCCCAGCGGGACAACCCUCCAGCCAAGGGCCUCCGCAAAGAGGAGCGGCCUGGGCCAGGCCCCGGGGAGGUGCGCAUCGCCUUCCGGAUCUCGAAUGGCCGAGAGCCCCGUGCACCGGAUGGCAGCUUGCCCAAUGGGAGCGGGGGCCGGCCGGGUUGUGCCUACCCUGGCAGCCCAGGUCCUGGGGCCCGGGCCAAGGACAAGAUCACCUGCGACCUAUACCAGCUCAUCAGCCCCUCUCGGGAUGCCCUCCCUAGCAACGUGGAGUUCCUGCUGGCUAGGGCGGAUGAAGCUAGCGAGGGUGAGACCCCAGCCCCUGCCAGGCCCGAGGACACUCCCCCGGCCCCCCCUCCACCCCCUGCCCGGGACUGCGGAGCGUCAGGCUUCCACGUGGAUGUGGUGGUGACGGGAGUAGUGGACGAGUGCAUCUUCUUUGGCAAGGACGGCACCAAAAACGUGAAGGAGGAGACGGUGUGCCUGACCGUCAGCCCUGAGGAGCCACCCCCUCCCGGCCAGCUCUUCUUCCUCCAGUCCCGGGGACCAGACGGGCCCCCCGAGCCACCUCCAGCCGACUCGCCAGCCACCGCGCCUGGCCCGGACGAUGCUGAAGGGACCGCAGACACCUCCCUGUGCCGCCUGUACCGGCACGUGUCGCACGACUUCCUGGAGAUCCGCUUCAAGAUCCAGCGGUUGCUGGAGCCUCGACAGUACAUGCUGCUGCUGCCCGAGCACGUGCUGGUGAAGAUCUUCAGCUUCCUGCCCACGCGGGCCCUGGCAGCCCUCAAGUGCACCUGCCACCACUUCAAGGGCAUCAUUGAGGCGUUCGGCGUGCGGGCCACAGACUCGCGCUGGAGCCGCGACCCCCUCUACCGCGAUGACCCUUGCAAGCAGUGCCGCAAGAGAUACGAGAAGGGCGAUGUGUCGCUCUGCCGCUGGCACCCCAAGCCCUACCACCAUGACCUGCCUUACGGACGUUCCUACUGGAUGUGCUGCCGCCGAGCCGAUCGCGAGACGCCCGGCUGCCGCCUGGGUCUGCACGAUAACAACUGGGUGCUCCCCUGCAACGGGCCAGGCGGUGGCGGCGGCCGGGCUGGCCGGGAGGAGGGGAGGUGAAGCCGGGGGAGGGGGGGGGAAGAGCCCACCAUGCCCACCCCCACCCCCUCCCCCUGGGAGCCGAGGGUCAGGACUGGGUCACCAGCUCAUACCCCCAGCCCAGGCAGCGGUGAUCCCCCUCCCGAACUGAGAUGGGUACAGGGGGAUGACCUGAAGAAAGCACUCUGAUUGACCCCUACUGGUUUUCUACUCUUCAGACCCUCAAGUAGGGUGUUUUUUUAAUCAGCAUCUCAAUUUCUUCUCCAUUCAGCCCCAACGCCCUCCCUGCCACUCUCCAUACCCCAGGGACCCACCAGCAGGGAGCAGACGGCAGCUAAUUUUGGUACUACUUAAGGGUUCCCCCAUUCUGGCCCCCUUCUGUUGCCUCCCCCAAUUCUUUCUUUUUGGAGUUGUUUUUUUCCCAAGGGGCUGCAGCACCCAGGGUUGGUACCCUUCCUAACCUACUCCCCCAGGGCUCACCUCCUCUUUAGGCAUUGGGGGCCAUCAGAUCCCAGAUUCCAUUUGGCAGUUUUCAUGGCCGCCUGCCAUUUUUAGACGUUUUCCCCAUUAAAACAAUAAAAAUCAGUUUUCUCCUUAACCUCAAGCUACCAGUCUCUCUACUUCCCCUAAAGGGGAAGAGGCAAAAAAGAAGUUGAAGUGUAAAAAUUCUCCUCCUUCUAAUAUUUAAGCUGUUGCCAUGACUCUCCACCCCCCCCUCGCCCCACCUGCUCAAGAAAAAAAGCUGUGAAGCCCUUUGCCUCGCUCUAGACAGCAUGGGGGGGCUGGUGGGCAGGGACUAUGGGUUUGAAUUUCUGGGUUUUUCCUUCCACUCUGGGUACUCAUUCAGGUGUUGGGGUUUCUCCACCCCUCAGCCAGAUGUGUUUCUUUAGAAUCGUUUGGUCAACCAAGACCUUGACUUUCAGGCAGUUUGAUCUGGGGUAUUUUUGUUCCAUUUGAGGGGUUGGGUUUGUUUGUUUGUUUUUCCAUCCUUGUGGUUCUGGAAAGCUUCUAACGUGUGGCAUCUGACCAAUUUUGAAUUGGUCCUUUCUAUAAAAUCAAUAUUUAUAAGGCUGGGCCCAGACUAGUUUGUGUGUUGUUCAGGGAAGGGGUUUGGGGGAGAAGGGAGUCAUGGGCCAGUGCAUCGAUGAAAUGGGAAAAGUUGAGAGGGAAGAAUCCUUAGCCAAGUCCCGUAGCCCGAGAUUAUUUUUGACUCUUCAUCUGUGUCAGUUUGGAUUUGAAAAUCUCAAAUAAGU